UCCCCCACCCCCGCGCUGCCCCCGCUGUGCACCAAAGGGGCCUGCUCGGCUGCCCUGUGCUAUUGAUUGCUACCGCUCUUGGGUCUGGAAGUCCUGAUUGCAAUCACACAGGCUCCGCGGGCCCCGAAAACCCUGACGGGCUCUCACUCGGCCUUGGUUGGGAGCGCUGCACUGGUCAGAUCGCUAUGCAAAUUGAGCCCCCCCCCCAAAUGCUUUGUGUUCCUGCUGGGCUCUGGCUGCGCCCUCCCAAGCCCAAACCCGGGCUCUCUCGGCAGUGCCUUUCCUCCGACCUGGGCUGUUGUGGAGCAGAAGGUUUGCUCCUUCUAUGUCCUGCCACCUUGAUGUUCCCUCUUCCUCAGACACCAACUGGACGUCCAGGCUCGGCCUCUUCUCAGGACAUGGACAGUGCCUAUGGUGAUUCUCUGCAAGGAGAGUGCCUCAGAAAGCCAGACAGGAAGCAGCUCAAGCUCUAUGGAGUGGGGGACCCUGUGGCCAUGUUCUCCUCUGAUAGCUCCUGCCUGUCCUCUAGAGGAAGAGUCAGCAAAUGGUUCUGGGACUCAGCUGAGGAGGGCUACAGAACCUACCAUAUGGAUGAGUAUGAUGAAGACAAGAACCCCAGUGGCAUCAUUAACUUGGGCACCAGUGAGAACAAACUCUGCUUUGACCUUCUGUCCAGGCGGCUGAAACAGAAUGACAUGCUUCAUGUGGAGCCCUCACUGCUGCAGUACCCGGACUGGAGGGGACAUCUGUUCCUGCGGGAAGAAGUGGCAAAGUUCUUGUCUUUCUACUGUAAGAGCCCGGCGCCCAUGAAACCAGAGAACGUGGUUGUUCUGAAUGGCUGCGCCUCGCUCUUUUCCGCUCUGGCCACAGUGCUCUGUGAGGCAGGAGAGGCUCUCUUGAUCCCCACCCCUUACUAUGGAGCCAUUACCCAGCAUGUCUAUCUCUAUGGCAAUGUCCGACUGGCUUAUGUCUACCUGGAGAGUGAGGUAACUGGAUUGAAUGCACGUCCCUUCCAGCUCACAGUGAAGAAGCUGGAGUUGGCCCUGCAAGGAGUUAAUUCUGAGGGUGUCAAGGUCAAAGGCCUCAUCCUCAUCAACCCCCAGAACCCUCUGGGUGACAUCUACUCCCCUGAAGAGCUACAGGAGUUCCUGGGAUUUGCCAUGAGGCACCAGCUUCACGUGAUCAUGGAUGAGGUUUACAUGUUGUCCGUGUUUGAAGAGUCUCUUGGGUACCGGAGUGUCCUGAGCCUGGAAAGGCUGCCUGACCCCCAGAGGACACACGUGAUGUGGGCCACCAGCAAGGACUUUGGAAUGUCUGGACUCCGCUUUGGCAUCUUGUACACAGAAAAUCAGCAUGUGGCUACUGCUGUGGCCUCCCUCUGUCGCUACCAUGGUCUCAGCGGCCUGGUCCAACACCAGAUGGCACAGCUGCUCCGGGACCAUGACUGGAUCAGCCAGGUGUACCUGCCAGAAAACCACGCCCGGCUCAAGGCUGCCCAUACCUAUGUCUCAGAGGAGCUCAGAGCCCUGGGGAUACCCUUCGUGAGUCGUGGGGCAGGCUUCUUCAUCUGGGUUGACUUAAGAAAGUACCUGCGCAGAGGCACCUUUGAGGAGGAGGGGCUGCUCUGGCGCCAGUUUUUGGACAACAAGGUGCUGCUCUCCUGCGGGAAGACCUUCGAGUGCAAAGAACCCGGCUGGUUCCGGGUGGUCUUCUCAGACAAGGAGAACCGGCUCCACCUGGGAAUGCAAAGGGUGCGGCAGGUGCUUGCAAGGCAACCUCAAGUGGUAGACGAGGCCUCUCCCUGUCACACUCAGGAGCCAAGUACCCAGUCUGUGUGAGCAGGCCAUUGCCUCACAAGCACCCACUGUCCCUCAUGACCUGGACAAGAAAGGCCACGGGAGAUUAAAUGUGGAUUGCCGUUUGUCGACAGGACUUGUCACUUGGCUUUGGCCUUGAAGAGCCCUCCCUGCUGGCAGUGUGAAGCUGUUUAAACUGAUGCUAUUCUGGGCUGUUGCUGUCCUCUGUUCAGUGGGACUGGGACCAGCCAGCCAGAUGCCUGUACUGUCAAUAGUGUACAGGAUAGGGAGUCCUGACUGUUCCUAACCACAGCUCCUCUCUAGGACAAGAGUAAACAAGCAACUGUUCAUUCUU
This is a messenger RNA of Alexandromys fortis (reed vole), 2151 nucleotides long. It is a transcript of the gene Accs, whose product is annotated as 1-aminocyclopropane-1-carboxylate synthase homolog (inactive). Gene Ontology annotation, molecular function: transaminase activity; pyridoxal phosphate binding. Gene Ontology annotation, biological process: amino acid metabolic process; biosynthetic process. The record is from RefSeq and is a predicted model, not a curated record. The transcript is spliced from 15 exons. Lineage: Eukaryota; Metazoa; Chordata; Mammalia; Rodentia; Cricetidae. Bases 186 to 1838 code for a protein of 550 amino acids.